This is a messenger RNA of Penicillium macrosclerotiorum, 393 nucleotides long. Its product is annotated as NACHT nucleoside triphosphatase. Bases 1 to 393 code for a protein of 130 amino acids. Lineage: Eukaryota; Fungi; Ascomycota; Eurotiomycetes; Eurotiales; Aspergillaceae. The record is from RefSeq and is a predicted model, not a curated record. The transcript has 2 exons.
AUGUCCGUUUGUGAGUCUCGGCACAACUCAUUUCCCGACGUGACUUUACAGAGAAGGCCUUAUCCCGGGAUCUCCUUGAGACUUCAGAAAAUUCGGAAAAAAGUUGGCGAAGGAGCUGACGGGAUGCAAGAAAUCGUCGACAACCUAGCUCGAUGCCGUCAUGAGGCAGCUAUAGAGGCGGCUCUUGCAUCUUUGCCAGUGAAUCUUAAUGAGACAUACGAUCGCAUAAUGAAAGGUAUUCUGACAGAGCUCCAAAACGAUGCGAUACGCCUCCUUCAAUUCGCAGUCCACUCUAAGCGACCGCUGACUCUGGCCGAGGCUAAGGAAGUGAUAGCGACGAAUACCGAAGUCGGAAGGCUUCAAUACCAAGCGUGGAUUAUUUUGCGACAAUGA